UUUUAGAGAGAUAUCAAGCUGAAAACUUCGUUCCUGUGCUUGUCUGGACAUGCCCUCCUCGUGGUGUGAUAUUCACUGAGUCAUCCACUACCUAAAAUGAGCAGCAGUGUGGACAGUGGUGUGGAGGCCCAUGGUGGCAGCAGUAUUGCCACUAUGGAGAUAAUAAGCCGUACAGAUACAGACUCAGCCUCAUCAGGAGAGGAUGGACCUCCAAAUGUUCCUCCUUCUCCUCCUCCUCUGCUUCCCCCAGUAGCUCCACCUUCACCUCCACCACCACCGCCGCUGCCCUCCCCGGAACAUCAUCCUGCUCCACGGGAAGAGCAUGAAGAAGAUUAUUUCGCAGAUGACGAGGAGGAGGAGGAGGAGGAGGAGCAAGAACGGGAGUGA
Onychostoma macrolepis is the source of this 387-nucleotide messenger RNA. RefSeq names its product proline-, glutamic acid- and leucine-rich protein 1-like. The coding region runs from base 97 to 387 and encodes 96 amino acids. The transcript is spliced from 4 exons. Lineage: Eukaryota; Metazoa; Chordata; Actinopteri; Cypriniformes; Cyprinidae. The record is from RefSeq and is a predicted model, not a curated record.